UUGCUUCCCCUGUUCUGCGUUAGCUGAGAGCUGGAAACUGGAGCUGGCACUGAAAUCCAACUUUGGAAAUUUGAUGCAGAGAUAGAGUAUCUGAGCUAGCAUCAUAAACACUAAGUUAAAUGCCUACUGUCUUUUAAAAUAUUUUUUCUCUGCAUUUCUUUGCAUUGACUGUGCAUGGUGUUUCCCUGGAAAUUCUUCUCUGUUCAAUCCCUUCAUAGCUUCCCUGAUGGUUUCUUGUCUUUUUCCCUGAAUACUUCUACAUUCUUCUGAACAUUGCUCAUUCCAGAGUGAAUAUUGUCCCCCUUUCAACCUACUGUGCAAUGACCAUUGACGUAGUCUGGUCUUUUGAGCUGAAACUCCUGUUUCCCUCCAGCUUGGGCAUUUUUCCCCAGCCUUUAUACCAUAGGUUUGACCCCCUGUUGAAUGCUUCUGUGUGGCUGUCCAAAUGCUCAACAAAUCUGAAAUGAAAUAGCAUCCUUCCUUCUUCUUCCAUACCCAUGUAGAAGAUAUGCAACUGCCAUUGUUUGUUAUAUGACAGAGUUGACCUGAUGACCAGGAGUGUUCUAUCCCAGGUGAUGAUAGCAUUUGAAGAGCUGGCUGUGUACUUUACCUGGGAGGAAUGGCAGAACAUGAGCCAAGCUCAGAAAACCCUGUACAGGGAUGUGAUGCUGGAGACCUACAGCAGCCUCUCCUCCAUGGGUGAUGAUAGCAUUUGAAGAGCUGGCUGUGUACUUUACCUGGGAGGAAUGGCAGAACAUGAGCCAAGCUCAGAAAACCCUGUACAGGGAUGUGAUGCUGGAGACCUACAGCAGCCUCUCCUCCAUGGGACACUGCGUGACCAAACCUGACUUGAUCUUCAAGUUGGAGCAAAGAGCAGAGCCCUGGAUAGGGGAAGAAUGCCUACAUCAGAGCCUUCCAGUUGCCAUGAAAAGGGAUGACCUGAUUAGGAACAACCAGAAAAGUCAGGACAAAAAUCUGACUCAGGAUGUUAUGAAAAAUAAGAAGACAUCAACUCCCAACAUCGUUGAAUUAAGAAAAACACUUCAUUUGAGUUCAAACCAUAUUCCAAAACUGAGUAUCAAAAAGAGAAUCUAUUCAGGAAUGAAACCUGAAGAAUACAAUGUAUAUCACAAUGUGCAUGCCCACUGUGGGCCUGAUCAACUACAAACUGGAGAAAAAUUUGAUGCUACUAAGGUACCUGGGAACACUCUAAAGUUCUGUGAGGCUCUUAAUCAACAGCACAAAAUUCAGACUGUGCAACAGGCUUUUGAACCAACUGGACAAGGGAAAGUCUUCAAAAUGAAAAAUGUAUUUUGUAAAUCGGAGAGGUGUUUUAUGGUAGAAAGUAAUACAUCAACUGCCACUAUUGGCAAGACAACUCAAAUAGAACAAGAUUCCCAUAAAAAUUCUAAACUCAGUAUGCAUCAACAAAGUCCCAGAAGAGAGAAAGUUUAUGAAUAUACUAGUUCUUUGGAACCUGUCAUUGACCAAUCACAUCUUAAAACAAAUAAUAGACCACUUAUAGGGAAGAAACUAUAUGCAUGUAAGCCUUGUGGAAAAUCAUUCAGUUAUAAAUCCUGCCAUGCCAUCCAUCAUGGUACUUUUGUAGUGGAAAACCCUCAUGUGUUUAAUGAACAUGGAGAAGCUACUUACCAGAAGUCACAUCUGAUUAAACAUCAGAGAAUUCACAAACAGGAAAAGCCUUAUGAAUGCAAUGACUGUGGAAAAACCUUUGGCUAUAAAACAAACCUCAUAAAUCAUCAGAGAAUUCACACAGGGAAUAAACCUUAUGAAUGUACUUAUUGUGAAAAAGCUUUUGGCCUUAAGUCACACCUCAUAACUCAUCAACGAAUUCACACAGGAGAGAAACCUCAUGAAUGCAAUGACUGUGGAAAAGCCUUUGGCCAGAAGUCAAACCUCAUAAUGCAUCAGAGAAUUCACACAGGGGAGAAACCUUAUGAAUGUAAUGACUGUGGAAAAGCCUUUGGAAAGAAGGCACACCUCAUAAAUCAUCAGAGAAUUCACACAGGAGAGAAACCUUAUGAAUGCAGUGAUUGUGGAAAAGCCUUUGGCUAUAAAGUAAACCUCAUAAGUCAUCAGAGAAUUCACACAGGGGAGAAACCUUAUGAAUGCAAUGACUGUGGAAAAAUCUUUGGCCAGAAGUCAAACCUCAUAAGUCAUCAGAGAAUUCACACAGGGAAUAAACCUUAUGAAUGUAAUAAGUGUGAAAAAUCCUUUAUUUGGAAGUCAGAUCUCAUCCUACAUCAGAGAAUUCACACAGGGGAGAAACCUUAUGAAUGCAAUGAAUGUGGAAAAUCCUUUGGCUAUAAAACAAACCUCAGAAAGCAUCAGAGAAUUCACACAGGGAAUAAACCUUAUGAAUGCAAUGAGUGUGGAAAAGCCUUUGGCCAGAAGGCACACCUCAGAAAGCAUCAGAGAAUUCACACAGGGGAGAAACCUUAUGAAUGCAGUGACUGUGGAAAAGCCUUUGGCCAGAAGUCAAACCUCAUAAGACAUCAGAGAAUUCACACAGGGGAGAAACCUUAUGAAUGUAAUGACUGUGGAAAAGCCUUUGGCCUUAAGUCACACCUCAUUAAGCAUGAGAGUAUUCAUACAGGGGAGAAAUUUUAUUUAUGCAAUGACUGCGGGAAAACCUUUGUCCAGAAGGCACACCUCAUAAACCAUCAGAGAAUUCACACAGGGAAAAAACAUGAAUGCAAUGACUGUGGAAAAGCCUUUCUGAGGAAGUCAGUUCUCAUCCUACAUCAGAGAAGUCACUCAGGGGAGAAACCUCAUGAAUGUAAAGGCUGUGGAAAAGUCUUUGCCCAUAAGUCAAACCUCAAAAGGCAUCAGAGAAGUCACACAGGGGAUAAUCCUUCUGAAUGCAAUGACUGUGGUAAAGCCUUUAGCUAAAAGUCAAGCCUUGUAAAUCAUUAAAGAAGCCACACGGGAGAAACCUUAUGAAUGUAAUGACUGUGGAAAAGCCUUUAUGUGCAAUUCAGAACUCAAUAAAAUAGAGAAGUCACAGGAGAGAAACCUUAUAAUGGCAAUAACUGUGCAGAAGCCUUUGGUAAUAUGUCAAACACCAGAAAGCAUCAGAAAAUUCACAAGGGGAGAAAUAUCAUGAAUAAUGAUGGUAGAAAGCCUUUGGGUAUAAUUCACAACUAACAAGACAUCACAGAAUUCACACAGGGAAUUUUUCUCACAAUUGCCUUUUUGUGCAAGUUUCAUUUUGUCAAAUGACAAUUCAUCAAGGAAGAACAAUAAGAUUAUUAUAAGUGUAGAUAUGCCUUUGGUGCCAGUCAUACCUCAUCAAUCAUAACAAUUCACACGGGAAAAAUCUUAUGAAUGUAAUGAUUCACAAAGCCUUUUACCAUAAUUUAGCCCUCCUUUCAUAUCAUCAAAUCCAUACAGGGAAAAAACCCUUUGAAAGUAAUCAUGUGGAAAAGCCUGCACUUAGAAGUUAUACCCCAUAAUACAUCAGAGAAUUCACGUGGGGGAGAAAUCUUAUAAAUGUAAUGAGUGUUGGAAAGCUUUGCCAAAAUCUCAGUUACAACAUUAGAGAAUUCAUAAAAUGGAGAUCUCAUGAAUGAAAUAAACAUGGGAAAGCUUUUUGUCAUAGGUCAUACCUCAUAAUCCAUCAUGGAAUUUGAACAGAAGAGAGACUGAGAAUAUAAUGAGGGGCCAGUGCUGUGGCUCCCUUGGUCAAUCCUCUGCCUGUGGUGCUGCCAGGUUCUAGUCACGGUUGCUCCUAUUCCAGUCCAGCUCUCUCCUGUGGCCCAGGAGGGCAGUGGAGGAUGGCCCAAGUGUUUGGGCCCCUGCACCCGCAUGGGCGACCAGGAGGAUGCACCUGGCUCCUGGCUUCGUAUUGGCAUAAUUCCAGCCAUAGCAGUCAUUUGGGGGUGUGAGCCAAUGGAAGAAAGACCUUUGUCUCUGUCUCUAAUGCUGUGAAAUAAAUAAAUAAAAUAAUGAAUGUGGAAGAGUUUUCCCUCAAAUAACAUUAAGUAUUAUGACAAAAUCUGCUGGAAAUCACAUCUUAUCCAACAGGGACUCAUGUAAGGGAGAAAGCUUAUAAAUAUUA
This is a messenger RNA of Lepus europaeus (European hare), 4081 nucleotides long. Its product is annotated as zinc finger protein 345-like. The transcript has 4 exons. Gene Ontology annotation, biological process: regulation of DNA-templated transcription. The record is from RefSeq and is a predicted model, not a curated record. NCBI's taxonomy places the organism in Eukaryota, Metazoa, Chordata, Mammalia, Lagomorpha, Leporidae. The coding region runs from base 703 to 2913 and encodes 736 amino acids.